Molecule: messenger RNA, 2964 nt
Organism: Xiphias gladius (swordfish)
Lineage: Eukaryota; Metazoa; Chordata; Actinopteri; Istiophoriformes; Xiphiidae
Product: tandem C2 domains nuclear protein
Exons: 12
Coding region: 82-1512 (476 amino acids)
Cellular component (GO): nucleus
Source: RefSeq, a predicted model, not a curated record
GAGCUGCGCCGCCGGACGUGCGGACCCGACCCUCUGCCAGUGACAACGUCGCGCGGCUCGGAAAUAUUUCCAGUUGCGGCCAUGGAGUGCCUCAAAAGCUGCUGCAAGAACUUCAUGAAGAAAAAGGGGAGGGAGCAGGAGACCCAAGUGAUCAAACUGAAGAUGCCUCCUAACAAGCCAGUGGCCUCAGGAUGGGAGUCAAAUGAAAGGAGGAGGGGGGUGACGGAAGAUUACCUCCUGUCCAAGCUGCCCCCAGAUGGCAGAGAGGUGCCGUUUGUCCUGCCGACCUUCAAGGCCUCCUACAUCCAGCCCAGAGGCUCCCGCUACCCCAAUUUUCAGUCCGGGCUGCAGAGUUCAGCCCGGUGCACAUACGCAGAGAAGAAGGCAGAGCUUCUGGGCUCUAGUCACUUCACCUACAGCCCACAGACCAGCUUCCAUCAGGGUGAGAUGGCCGAGAACAUCUCCCCUGGCUCCAUCUGCCACGACAAGAACAGGAACUACAGCCCACAAAGCCCAGGUUGGAUUCUGAAGCCGGGCGGCCAGCAGCGCCUGAGCAGCUCCAUGUUUGAUCUGUCCAGCCCUAAGAGUCACAUGCAGCGCUUUGACUCCUUCUCCAGUGUCUUCAGCAGCAGCACGUCCUCAGUGAUGGGCUCCGUUGAAAGCAGCGUGGAAUCCAUUACCCUGCCUGCAGAUGAACCUGAGUUGGGGAAGGUAUGCAUCCGUCUGAGCUACCAGGAGGCUUUGGAGCAGGUCUGGAUCACUCUGGUCCAGUGUUCAGACAUCAACCUUCCUCCGGAUGGAGUGGAACAACAAAAGAUUGGAUUUAAAGGAAUCAUCACCGUCCCCAAACCCAUCCAGUUCAAGAGCUCAGUCAAGGAGUACUGUCGGGCAAUGGAUGUGUCCUUCAUGGAGACCUUUGUGUUUGCGCUCCGUCUCCAGCAGUUGCGCUGCAGUGCCUUAGUGCUGCGGCUGCAGGCACACAACCCCAGGAAACGUACCGUGGCGGAGUGUGUCCUCUCCCUACGACAGCUCGGUCCUCAGGAGACAGACCAUUGGCUCGACUUCAACCCUCCGUCCAAAUCCUCUGUGUUCCACUCUGAGCUGCAUCUCACCACCUGCUUUCAGCCGGUCAACGGCCGCAUCCAGAUCCAGAUCCUCACUGCCCAAAACCUCCCAGCAUCCUCCUCGCCACUCACCCAAGUGUUUUUUGUCAAGGCGGAGAUUCACCAGUUGGGGCAGAUGAUUAUGAAGAAGAAGACUCGGCUGAUGAAGGCCUCGGGGGGUCAGUGUCAGUGGGCGGAGACUUUUCACUUCCAACUGGCCGCUUUAGACCACGCCAGCUGGAUGUCAGUCAAACUCUACAGUCGCAGCUCGGUCAGGAGGAAGCAGUGUCUCGGACAGGUUCAGCUGGGAUUCGACAGCCCCGUCCCCGAGGCUGUGGAGCAGUGGAAGGACACGAUGGCUCACCCAGAGAAAGUGGUGGCAGCGUGGCACAGGCUGAGCGCUACCUAAACCUCUUCUCCCGACUCCCUCUUCAUGUACGGUGGAUGUAAUGCUUUCGCGCUGCAGGUCCAGUCGGCCGGCCACAGUCCUGUACGCUGAUAGACAGUUGACUCUGAUGGACUGGACUGUAAAGUACUGAGAGUGCUCUGAAAAGCACCGGGAGAGCAAAAGAUGGUUCAGGUGGUCAGUUAGCGUUUGUGAAUAGGGGCUUUGAACAAAGUGUAGGUACUGGAAAAGGUUUUCAUGUGGUUUUUGUGCAGAAAAUUAGGAUUUUUCUGAAACAACAAUAGAGCUUUUGCUUAAUUAACAAUAAUUGAGCCGCAUAGCAUUUAGUUGUAUAUAAUGCUAUAUUUUGUAAGUCACGUGCCGUGUGUAUAUAACUGCUUUUUAGUGAAAACCAUGUCACUUUGUUUCAGCUGGAUAGAAAGUUUACAGGCAGAGAAAGUGAUGAUACAGCCAAAUGUACUGCAUUAAAAACUUCAAGUUACCAGUCUGUAAAUAAAUCCCAUCUUAAAGGAUAACGCUAUCAAUUCUGUAUUUUUCUUAUUAUCAGCUAAACCAUAAAAAGACCAAAACCAUCAAUUUGCUAGUCUAUUUCUCGAUACUUUUCGACUUUCCUAUCCUGUUUCUGGCUGUCAGCCUAACCCCAGCGGUUCCUACUGAAGACGUAAAUCUUAAAAAAUGGGUCAUGAAUACAUAGUUUAAUUUUUGUUUUUAAAAAAGCUAUGAAAAUUUCUAAAACAGCUAGGGAGUGUAUUGUUUCAGCAAAUAUUCCUCGAACGGGGGUAAAUUGUGUAUUUUUGGAGACUAUUUUCAGACGCGGACGAAUACACGUUUGGUCUGUUGGUGAUGAGUAUUUCCAGCAGCAGGAUGGCGUUUGGCUGAAAAAACUACGGUGCCCGUGUUCUUCUUCUAAUAAAAGGAGCAUGUCACCCUUUGCAACAGUGUUUCUCUCUGAUACGUUUGAAUAGUUUUUGGACAACAAUGAAUGGAGAUCAAUAAAAUAUAGGAGCUGUAUCAGUUUUUUUUAUUUUUUUAUUAACAGAUCCUUGUUAGUAGGAUCAGUUCACUGUUGGUUUUGGUCUUUUCAUGGGAUUUGUCGACAAUAAGAAAAAUAUGGAAAAUCACCAGAAUUAUCCUUUAAUUCCAUAAAAGGUGAGCUAGAAGGCUUUCCCUUAUCCCUAAUUUAACUUUAGAGGAUGUCAUGUUACUGUACAAUACUGCAGCAGAUGUAUCAAGCCUUAGACGUUCGCUUUUGAUAAAAAGCACUUUAAUUUUUUAUUUAUUUGAUGUUUAAUGUUGAAAGUUCAGUGAUUAAGAGUAGGUUUUGGAAUUGUCAAGUUAGUCUGUGUGUUUAUUAAAAGAAGUGGAGAGAGGGCUAAUGUGAAAUAAAAUGUUUGAGCAGGACUCCGUAGGUGCCCUUUGAUUUUCAACUGAAUCCAGUAAACAAGAGGAUCUCUG